AUGCUUGCCACUGGGCCCACUGGGAGCGAGAAGAAACCCGCCAAACGACGUGUUCCCGAUUCGCAGCGCCGCCGGACUCUAGUCAGUUGUGACCGAUGCAAACUCCGCCGCAUUCGCUGCUGUCGCAACAAUGAGAACGAAGCGUGCACGAGUUGUCUCAAUGGAGGCGUCAAAUGCGAAUCGAAGAUGCCGAGGAAACAACGUGUAUACGGGAGUGUGGAAAGGUUCAGUGUGCGGUAUCGCGCUUUAGAUGCUUUGGUUCGCGGGCUCUUUCCGAAUGAAGAUACGGACAAUAUAGACGUUCUGUUUCAACUUGCCAGGAAUCACAACGUCCCAAUGCCGUCGCCUGAUGACGAGUCGCAUGCACCAGAAGCCUUUAGUCAGGAUACGACAAAUGCCACCCCCAAACCCUCUGUCGAUAAUUCGGAUCUUCAGGCAGUCGAAGAUGAUUGUUCCGCUUCCGAAGUGGUGUACGAACGAAUGAUACCUGGCCCUCGUCGGAUAUUACACUAUGUUGGACCAUCUAGUAGCUCGGAAUUUGCUUCGAUUAUUCGACACCUUGUGACCAGAUUCAAAAAGAUCACAACCCCUACGCCAUACGACCAAAUACAAAUGCACGAUAAGAACUACAUGAAGGCAAUGCCAGACGUACAUCCACUAAGCGGAGUAGCUCAAACCCUUGCAAAUGGACACUCUCUAGCUACAGCAAUGGGAGAAGAGCAGCAAAUUGACACCAAGAAUGAAGGCCCAAGAAGAACGACGCCUCAUCAGCAAAGUCAAAUUAGCUUACCUUCAAGCAAGAGAACUUCACAGGAUUUGAGCUCAAAUUCUGAGACAACAAACGACCUACGAAGCCUCUUACGGGACCUGUUGCCUGACAGAAGUCUUUGCGAUGUGUUGGUGCAAGCAUACCUUGACCACCUACAUGGUGCUUUUCAGGUGUUCUAUAAACCGAUCUUUCAGCUGCGGUACAAUUUCCUCUGGGAUAACAAGAUUGCGCAAACGGGUACAUCAGACAUAGGCUGGACCUGUUGUCUGUUUAUGGUCAUUAUUCUAGGUGCCGAUAUUCUGGGCCCGGAGCAUUGUCCUGAUUCGAUCAUUAUUCAGACCAAGUAUAUGAAACUUGUUCGGGACAGUUUCCAGUCGCUUGUCUUUACAGCGACUUUGGAGAACGUUCAAGCAUUAUUAUUGCUCCAGCUAUAUGAACAGAACUCUGGCGAGCGCAAUACAUCCUGGCUUAUAUUGGGUCUGGCAAUCCGUAUGGCAAUAACUCUCGGCAUGCAUCGGGAGGGAACAUACGCCAGCUUUGACAAUGCAGAGGCAAAUACAAGGCGAGUUGUCUGGUGGACGCUAUAUCAGGUGGAAUUUAAUAUGUCGAUGAUUCUAGGUCGCCCGCCUAGUAUCAAUGCGAAGGAGGUGAACGUCUCGCUUCCGGCGGACGAUAUACUUGAUGGGGCAGGCUAUCCUCAAGGCUUUGAAGAACACUAUCUGAAAUUGACCAAUAUUGGACACCGAGUUCGAAGACUGAUUACGACGGUGACGGCUAAAUUUGCCGACGAGUCAGCUCUACUCGGCCACCAAGGGCACGUCAAAAUGCUUUUACACGAGCUGGAGGUUUGGAAAGCUAAUUUACCUCACCAUUUUGCACCGGAAUCGCCAUCAGUGACCUUGCGACAUCGGCGGGCAGUACUUUUAUUGCAGGCUAUCUACUAUCAUCAUCGAUCUGUGCUCACACGAACCUUUCUGGUUUGCAAGAGCAGCCGCAACAUUGACCGAUUGUCGCAGGAGGGAAACCAGACCUUCGGCCCGGUAAUUCCUGUCACGGAAUCCUUUAGCCGCGAAUGCCGAGCUUCAGCCAUCGCAGUGCUAGACUGUUUCCUUCAGUUAUCAAAGCAUGGCCUGUUAGAAGGCGUCGCAUGGAUAGAUUUCUACUACAUCUGCCACAGUGUCCUAGUCCUAGGCCUUUUCGAAUUAGGGCAGAUGGAUGAGUCUGCGCCAGAGUUAGAACGGGAACAGAGCUCGUCUAAGAUCGCGGAGAUGAACGAAAUUAUUAGUCAGAUCCGGUUGGCGCCAACAUACAAGAUUUUCACCAAGGUGUCUCUCGGUUUUGCCCGGACUGUAGGGUUAGGAAUCGUGAAAUCCGCACCGGCAGAAGAAAUCGAUACUCAUCAGCAAUACAUUCAACCGGCACAGACGUCUACACUAGAUUUCCCCUACACCAGCGCUCCAUAUGGUCAAAUGCCAUGGUCAACGUCCGAAAUGAAUACGACCAUGUUUCCACCCACAACUGAGACUACGAUGUCUCCUCCUGGUCUCCUUGGAUGGUUCUGGCGUGAAGCUAAUAGCGGAUCACACAUGUCCUGGGAUAUAUUCAACCUUGGCAAUAUCCAGCUCUCUGGGACGGACUAUAUGGAGGAGCCGCCGCAGUAUUCGACCAUGUACACGGCGCAGCAGCAGUUUGAGCAUUGGCCUAGCUGA
Molecule: messenger RNA, 2478 nt
Organism: Talaromyces amestolkiae
Lineage: Eukaryota; Fungi; Ascomycota; Eurotiomycetes; Eurotiales; Trichocomaceae
Exons: 1
Coding region: 1-2478 (825 amino acids)
Biological process (GO): DNA-templated transcription; regulation of DNA-templated transcription
Molecular function (GO): zinc ion binding; DNA-binding transcription factor activity, RNA polymerase II-specific; DNA binding
Source: RefSeq, a predicted model, not a curated record